AUGUCGAACCAAUCGAUCCUUCGUAUAACACGCGAACUGAGCGAGAUACAGCGGGGUUCGGAUCUGUCUCUCGCGGUUGCCUGCCGUGACAUCGACGUUCGGCAUGUGCGUGCCUUGAUCAUCGGACCUCCAGACACCCCCUACGAGUUCGGCUUCUUUGAGUUCACCGCCAAGUUCACCAAGGAGUAUCCCACGAAAGCCCCCAACGUCCAGUGCAUUACCACCAACAGUGGCCACACUAGAUUCAACCCAAAUAUCUAUGCUGGAGGCAAGGUCUGCUUGUCAAUCCUUGGCACAUGGCGGGGCGAGCGGGGCGAGGAGUGGUCUUCGGCACAGGGUUUGGAAUCUAUCCUGAUAUCCAUACAGAGCCUUAUGUCCUCAAAUCCCUACGAAAAUGAGCCCGGCUUCGAAGACGCUAAAUCUGACUAUGACAAGAAGAACCAGGCUGCCUACGUGGCCAAAAUCCGACAUGAGACUCUACGCAUCUCCGUGAUCGAGCGACUCGAAGACUAUCUAGGCAUUAAGCGAGGAAAGCCGUCUCAGGUGACUGUCUACAACGCGGAGGAGGAUUAUCAGUCGGGUGCUGGCGAUGCACCGUUCGAGCCGUUCAAGGAUCUUUGCAAGCGUCGGUUCCUUUGGUACUAUGAGUCGUAUCUCGCUAGCAUCGAGGGCGAAAUGAAGAAACACAAGGACGGCGAGCGGUUCGAGAAGAUGCCAUUUGAGGGCCCGGGAAACACGAUGGAGGGCAGCUUUCAAUAUCCGCAACUUAAGGACCGCCUCCAGACCAUCCUAGCGAAGCUGGACGAAGAGACGCAGAUCUGGGCUACUGACGGCAUGAGGGCUGUUGAGAAGGAGAUGGGCAUAGCAAGUAACCUUCAACGACAAUUCGAGCAGAUCGUCGAGAACUACAAGAAGAACGACGCGGUGACGCUCGAUCUGGAUCUAGUCGACAAGAACCCUUUUGUCUGGCGCCUAGUAUUCUUCGGUCGGCCAAUGACGAACCUUGACGGAGGCAUGUUCCGCAUCAUAAUCCACCUUAGUCCCAAAUUCCCGGAUGUUCUGCCGCGCGUUAAGUUCGACACGCCGAUCUUUCACCAUCGAGUCUCUCCGGAUGGUGUGCUAUGCUACAAUGCUACCAGAAAGGACGACAUGCGGUCACACAUUGAGGCUAUUAUCGAAGCCAUCGAGGAGGAGUCACCCGCUUAUGAUCCGCGUACUUUGGUCAAUCUUGAGGCUGCAAAGCUCUUCUGGGGUGGUCCCGACGAAAAGAAGAUCUACAACCGACGUCUGCGACGGUCGGCACAAGACAGUGCUGAGUAA
Messenger RNA from Didymosphaeria variabile, 1320 nucleotides. RefSeq lists its product as uncharacterized. The coding region runs from base 1 to 1320 and encodes 439 amino acids. The record is from RefSeq and is a predicted model, not a curated record. The transcript has 4 exons. Lineage: Eukaryota; Fungi; Ascomycota; Dothideomycetes; Pleosporales; Didymosphaeriaceae.